UCGAUUGUUGGUUUAUGGAGGAUUUGCUCGGAAUUUUCGCAAUCGAAUUCAAUUUUCUCUUCGCGCUCCGGAUUCAAAUGUGAAAAUAAUGACGCAAUCGUUUUGUCUCCAGAAGAAAAAGGAAAGCAGAGCACCGGUGUCCUUGUGGGCCAGAUGGCGAAUCGGUACGCGGAACAGAAGAAGCGCCUGCGGGACUUGCACGCCAAGCGGAACGAGGCUUGCAAGUUGAACCACCUGGAAGUGGUGGAGGAGGACCGGAGAGCCAAGUUGCCGGCCAACCACGAGGCCCGGAAGCGGCGCGCUGAAUGGGAACUGGACGACAUUCGGAAGCGAGAAGAGGCUGAGGCGGCUGGCGAAUCCUACGAACGGGUCAAGUUGCUGGAGACCGGCGCCGAUGAGGCGGCCCGCGAUGCGAAUCUCAGGAAGAAAAAGGGCGUCAAUCGGGACGAGGGCUUCUCCAGCUUUGAACAGGCCACCAUUCGGCAACAUGAUAAGCUGACCAGAGCUAUAAAACCGGACAUGGAGGCAUACAAAUACGAAAAAGAGGUGAUGGGCGAUGCUUUUUACCCGUCAACGUCCACCAUUGUUCACGGGAUUCGCGAAGAUUCGAAGGAAGGUGUCACGCGGAUGGUGCAGGACUUGGAGAAGCAAAUCCGGAAGCGAGGCAAGUUUAGCAGACGCCGGACGUACGACCCGGAUGCGGACAUCGAUUUCAUCAACGAGAGGAACAUGCGGUUCAACAAGAAGAUCGACCGGUUCUACGGAAAGUACACGUUGGAAAUCAAGCAGAAUUUGGAGCGCGGAACUGCCGUGUGACCGAUUAUACCGUGUUUCGGAAACUUUCUCGGGUUCGGACUGGAAAUUUUUGUUUUUUGUUUGUACGUGUCCUGCAUGGAAUGUCAAUACAAGUACAUUUUUACAAAGA
Notodromas monacha is the source of this 925-nucleotide messenger RNA. The record is from the annotation of a GenBank genome assembly. Lineage: Eukaryota; Metazoa; Arthropoda; Ostracoda; Podocopida; Cyprididae.